GAGAGAGUGCGUGCGUGAGAGUGAGUGAGUGAGAAAGAGAGAGAGAGAGAGAGACCAAGAAACAAUCGUAGGAUCUCGUUCAUCUCGAGCGCAAGGAUUUAAAGGGCAAGUCUUCCUGGCUCAGACUUAAUGGAUGUUUUCGUUGCAUGAUUUUUUUUUUGCGGAUCAGGAUGGAGCUGUUCACCGUGAAAGGAUUACUUUUCUAAAACUGAUCUACUCUAUAGGUGAUCAAGGUCUAGCUGAUCAGGAGUGGAUGUGUAUAUGUGUGUGUGUUAAUCCUGUCCUGGAUGUGAAUCUAAAGGCUGUGCAGGAAUGCAGAAGACUCAAACAAGCCUAUAAAUCAACUUUCUGUUGAUGUUCGUGUUUUGCAGCAGACUUAGCGCUGCAUGCACGCAGCACCGUUUUCCCCUCUUUCUUUCUUUCUUUGCCUAAUGCGCCGUGACAGCGCCGCUACUUUGUUGCAAAACUGCCGCGAUCGCCGCCUCUGAUGUUGUGCUCCGGCCAGGAGGAAUGCGCGCGCGGCUGUGCGUCUAGGCUAGUGCACGGAGCCUUGAUGUCGGACACCGAGCACGAGCAUCGUCGGAGUCGGGAACAGACGUAGGACAUACACACACACUCUCUCUCUCCUCCACAUAGAGACACACACACAAAAAGCGCGCAUGAGAAGCGGUUGAGGUGUCGUAUGUUCAGGACGAGACGCGGCGCUCUGGUUCGGCGACUCUGGAGAAGCCGUUUGAUCGCGGACGGAGAGGAGGCCGAUGGAGGCAGCAGGAGCGGCGACGAUCCGGAGAACAUCUCCCAAACCGAGCCUACCCCUUUGGGAAACUCCGCGGGAUCGAGCGACACCCUGGCUCUGGUGGAAAGUCGAGGAUCAGAGCUUGUUUUAGAGCAAGAAGGCAUCCAGGUGGACAUGUGCGUCCAGGAGGAGCGGCGUGGACCUCCUCCAUCGGAGGAGAGCGACGGCGGGACGGUGACUUGCUGUUGGUUUAAAGACCUCCAUCGAAGCAAAAGUGACCUUUCUGAUCACUGGGAGAUUAGAGAGCACAGUGCGAGAGCUCGUAGAACGUUACUGGAGCAAGAACUUUCCAGGUGUGCCUAUGCGCUCCUUAAAAAGUUGAAGGAGAAACCUUUGGGCGUCUUGUUGGAGGCAGUGGAGUCUAAAGGCGCCGUGUUGGGUGGCUGUGUUGUAGCUCCUCAGGCCGAGCUGCACGUUGGAGGUCAUGCUGUGUCUCCUCAAUACCUGCUGUGUAGGUUUUUCCGCUGGCCUGACCUACAGCUCGCCUCCCAGCUGAAAGCGCUGUGCUGCUGUCAGAGCUUCGGGGCAGCUCCAGGCAGCGAGGCGCCAUGCUGCAACCCCUAUCAUUACAGCCGCCUUUGUGGACCAGAUUCACCCCCUCCACCAUACUCGCAGCUCUCUCUUAAACUAGGACAGGAGUCUCUGGUUCCUGCACAUCCAGUGUUGCCUUAUACUGAGAUUGAGGCGACAGGGUCACCCAGCAACACAUCCGGGGGUCACUCGGAUACCAGCACGUCUCCCUCAUCGCUUGGACGGACUCACUGGUGUAAUGUGGCGUACUGGGAGCACCGGAUGCGUGUGGGCCGCUUGUAUCCGGUGUACGACUCCUCCCUCAGCAUCUUCUAUGACCUACCUCAGGGCACAGGCCUAUGCCUGGGCCUGCUGCCCAACACGGGCCGCGCCAGCUCAUCAGUUCAGCGUGCACGCGCCAAGAUCGGCCACGGUAUCCUGCUGAGCCGAGAGGCUGAUGGCGUGUGGGGCUACAACCGCAGCCAGCACCCAAUCUUCAUCAACUCACCCACCCUGGAGCUCCCCCACUGCCGCAGCCCCACCGUCACAAGGGUGAUGCCAGGCUACUCGGUUAAGAUUUUUGACUAUGAGAAGUCAUGCCAAAUCGGGCACCUGUCGCACUCGGAAGGGCCGUACGAUCCAAACAGUGUGAGGAUCAGCUUUGCUAAGGGCUGGGGGCCAUGCUACUCGAGACAGUUCGUCACGUCAUGUCCUUGCUGGCUGGAGAUUCUGCUCAACACCCACAGAUAGCACAAACACACAGACACACACACACAUUCUUUGCCCAUUUACUUAAUCAUGCUUCUCUCUUUGUCUCUCUGUCUCUGUCUCUCUCUCUCUCUCUCAUACACACACAUGCACACACACACACAUAAAUUACAUUCACAAUCCCAAAAUGUAAUCUAUCUAGAUUUAAUAUAAAGUUUUAUAUAUACAUAUUAUAUAAAGGACAUUAUACUUGUAAAUAAUGAGUCCUUUUUACAGUGUAAUUAUUUAUGUAUGGUGCAAUGUGUAUAUGAACAUGAGGAAAAAAAAACAAGAUGAUCAGGUGAUGCACUUUGGAUUCUGUGUGCACACAUGGAGUCUUUGCCAUUUUUACUGAUGGAUGUGUACAGAAACCCUGGUUUUGGUGUAUAGUUUUCAUAUACGAUCAAUAUCCAGAAAAGAAAAAAAACAACUAAGUACCAUGGACACAUUGAUAAUAAAGUAUUCCUCGGAUA
Molecule: messenger RNA, 2526 nt
Organism: Clarias gariepinus (North African catfish)
Lineage: Eukaryota; Metazoa; Chordata; Actinopteri; Siluriformes; Clariidae
Gene: smad6a
Product: SMAD family member 6a
Exons: 4
Coding region: 683-2056 (457 amino acids)
Biological process (GO): transforming growth factor beta receptor signaling pathway; BMP signaling pathway; anatomical structure morphogenesis
Cellular component (GO): heteromeric SMAD protein complex
Molecular function (GO): transcription regulator inhibitor activity; I-SMAD binding
Source: RefSeq, a predicted model, not a curated record